AUGUUGAGCAUGCUUUGGUGCUGUCGGUACAUUUUGAACGGUCGACCAAGCUUGCAUAAGAUGGUUCACGAGGGACAGUUGCAUUUUCCCGUAACAACACGACUCUUUGUUGUUGCUGCCACUGGCAACAAUACUAAUCACAACGAUGUUGAUGAUACUGAUGGAAACAACAUUUGGGCUCCAUUGAAACGUGCAAGUGGUCAUCUGUGGGAUAUGAUCCUACAGACAAGUAUAGGUCUACACCAUUUCACAUCACACACACAUACACACAAACACAAACACUCAUACACACACACACACACACACACACUCCUGCACACACAUGCAUGCAGACAAUGA
Molecule: messenger RNA, 339 nt
Organism: Protopolystoma xenopodis
Lineage: Eukaryota; Metazoa; Platyhelminthes; Monogenea; Polystomatidea; Polystomatidae
Source: the annotation of a GenBank genome assembly